CACAUUUGAAUGUAAUAAAAUUCUGAGAGUUACCAUGUGCUGCCAGGGUAAAUGUGAAAGCCCUACAGCAUCUGAAGUUAUUCCUAACUUCUACUCUUGAAUAUAUGGGUACUGACAAUGUCUGUGAAUUCGGCUCUAAAACUGAAAUUGGAUGAGCUGUUCCUCAGAUGGAUAACGGAUAGAGCGACACAAAAAGACAUCCUAUCGAAGCAAUGUUGGCACUGCCUGCCGGCAUUGUAGUCGGACCUAUGUCUGCGUCGUCCUAUGGAUAUUUUUAUGGGCCAGUUCAUUGUGAAUCUUCAGGUCCGAACCCGGAUGGCUUACCCAGUACUGGUCUUCCGGCUCCUAAUCACCAUAGUUGUAUUGCAUCACCUCGGCCGAACACUCCUCCCUAUUUUCCACAGCCUCCUUACUCAAAAAUAUGUAGUCCUCGGUCCCCGCGACGUCAUACCUACACAUCCGGUAGUAUGUCCUCUCAGGCGGUUAAAGGCUCUGGUGAGUCAAGAACAAAUGAAGUAACACAUACAAACAAAGUUCAGAAAGAAAAUGGAAUAAUCACUAUCCACUCGAAAGUUGCGCCGAAUUCAGAAAGUCAAGAUAGUGAAACUAAACUUUCCUCUCGAAAUACUUCCAAUCGGCUUGUAAAUCAUGAUGUUGAUACAGAUGAUACAAGCAAAACUAAGACAAAUAAGACGACUUCACUUCGAACCAACGAUCGAAAUGGAUCGAAACAGCUCACUACUACUCCUUCAUCAGCACCCGCGUACGUCCACUCUUCCGAAAACAAUAAGCAAGAUGCAGAUAUGGCUUUGCAUCAACAGCCUCGUGAAUGUCAUGAAGCCAACAAACAUCGUGUUAAUUCUUCUUCAAAAUCGUUUGUCCAUCCAUCUGAUGCUGUUGAUGACACAGCAUCACCAGCAUCUAAACCUAAUAUACUUAACCGGGCAGAUCAUUCUCGCCCAGUUUCUAUAGAUCCUACUCCAUGUGCACAAAAUAAACCGUCUACUACUCUCCCUUCUCCAACUAUUCCGCGUAAAGCGCUUCCAUCAUUUCAUUUCCCUCUUGGCACUACUCGAAUGUCUACUGAAGAAAUUAAUACGGAAAUGGAACGUGUUAAACAAGAACUUAGUCAUUUUACUGAUUCAUCCACCAAUUCAGGAAAACAUUUUGAACAGCUGGUUCCUCAUUCAUGUUUUGGUCAAGUGGCAAAGGCCCUUAACUGUCCACUUUACUGGAAACAUGCUAUUUAUAUGAAUUCUGGUGGUACGUCUGAUCGACAACCCGUAUCUUUAUCAAAUAUAUUAAAAACAUGGUCUCAUACAUUGAAUACGUGUCCAGAUGAAGCUUCAAAAUUUGUUCAUUUACUUACACAUGGGCACGCCACUUUCUUGGUACAAUCAGAUUUUAAUUCUCUCAUUCAGGAUAUUUUAGAAAGUCAUCCUGGUUUAGCUUUCUUAGAGGCAGCCAAAGACUUUCAUUCAAGAUAUGUAGCAACUGUUGUUGCACGUAUCUUCUUCAAUGUGAAUAUUUCAUGGUCUGGUCGUAUUUCUUUGGGUGAAUUGAGGCGAAGCAAUUUUCUUUCUGUGUUAGCCAGCCUUGAAGUUGAGGACGAUAUCAACCUGGUCACGCAAUAUUUUUCGUAUGAACAUUUCUAUGUUAUUUAUUGCAAAUUUUGGGAAUUAGAUGAAGAUCAUGAUUUAAUUAUAAGUCGAGGUGAUUUGGCACGGCAUAACAAUUAUGCUAUCUCAGAACGUAUGAUAGACCGUAUAUUCAGCGGAGCUGUGACAAGAGGGACAGCUUUCAAAGAGGGUGUAAUGACCUAUCCAGAUUUUGUGUGGUUUCUCUUGGCUGAAGAAGAUAAACGUCAUCCAAGAAGCAUUGAAUACUGGUUUCGUUGUAUGGAUCUAGAUGGCGAUGGUCUCUUAUCAAUGUAUGAAUUAGAAUAUUUCUAUUCAGAACAAUUGGCUCGUAUGGAAGAAAUGGGUAUUGAACCUAUAUCUUUUGAGGAUUGUUUAUGUCAGUGUUUGGAUAUGGUCAAACCAGUUCUUGGUGAUAAAAUUCGAUUAUCAGAUAUGAAACAAUGCCGAUUGUGUCAUAUAUUUUUUGAUACGUUCUUUAAUUUACCCAAAUAUUUACAACAUGAACAACGUGAUCCAUUUGCUAAUUUACGAGAUAUCGAAGAAGGUCUUAAUGAACUCUCUGACUGGGAUCGCUAUGCUGCUGAAACGUAUGAAAUGUUAGUUAGUGUUGAAGGUGGUGGAAAUCAAGAGGAUGGAGUUGAUGAUGACGAUGAUGAUGAAGAAGAUGGAGAUGAAGAGGAAGAAGAAGAUGGUGGAGAUGAAGAACAAAAGGAUUCAGCUACCGCCCCAAACACUACAUCACCGGCAAAAAGAAAAGAUAAGAUAAGUAAGAAAGAUAAUACUGGACCUUGUGCACUGGCUAGUAAACUUGAAAGUGUUAACAAUGAUCUAAUCACAUUGGAAUCAGCUGUUGGAGCAGGGGAGUGAGUCGUCUGGACUUAUAAAGAAAAGUACGGAAUUUGAACAGAGGAGUAAUCUUAGACGAGGAACACCAAUGAACCACGAUAAUUUAAAUGCUAACUGAUCAUUUCCAAUGAUGAGUUUCGUGGCUGAUUGUAAGUCUAGUAAUCAACCAACCGAGUGAAAAAAUAUUUCCAGCCAAAAAUGAUAUACAAUUAAAUUUUAUCCACACCAUCUCUCAUUUGUAUAAAACACUUUUCUCCUUUCAAUUUCUGACAAGGUCUUACUUUUGUUUUCUUCCAUUAUCACAAAUUUAUGCUUCCUUUUUUUCUCUCUUUUUGUUAUACUCAAAUUCUUUAAAAUAUUAACCAAAGCAACUAUACUAAUUGUAUUCUGUCUGUGAUAUUUUCCUUCUUUUAUAUUCAGAUUUUUAACGUAUCCUCGUGGUGAUUUUCUUUACUUAUCAUCUAUUUUGGUGGUAUUUGCUAUAAGUUUUUUUCGUCAUUUGUUUUGGAUUAGACCUCUGAAUCGCAAAGUAGUUGCGAUAAUUGUCGAAUGAUUACUUCCCUAAUAACGUUUCUUAAAAAUUUAUCCUAAAAAAGUUGCUUUGGUUUCUUCGUUUUGUAUGUAAAGCUAUUUUUAUGACUGUACUUAUUCAAUUUCUUACUGCUGAUCAGAAUAAGUGGGACAAUACAAUUCUCUUCGAAUUCCUGCUUGUCACAAAGUGUUUUAUGUCAUUAUUACUUCUUAUCGUAGUUCACUUGCAUCUUCGUAGCAAACAUUGUUCUGAUGCUUAGAAUGAUUGUAAAAUAAGUUGUGUUGCUGCAUGUACUAUAUGUGCAAUUUGUAAACGCACAUAUACGCAGCGUUCUUAUGGCCUACUGAUGUAAACAAAAUAAUCCUUCAACUAUCAUCAUUUCUCUUGUUCAUAUACCCUUAAUCAUUAUUGUCUAACUGUAUCUUCAACGAAUUGCUGUGUUGAAAAUAUCCAGCUUUUUUAUUAUGACAAUCUAUGCUACCUGAAUUCGCUGUCAAAUCAUCCUUCAAGUACAACCACUUAUAACAUAAAUUUGUUGAGCUUCAUGUCUUCCUACUUUCUUUGCUUACUAAGUCUUCCAUCUUACUUUUAUUCUGCUACUCCUUCUUUGUUAAUAAUUGCACAAAUAUGCGGUACGUAAUUACAAUCUUAUUGAAUCCCCACUAAUUUCCGGAAGCUUAUGCAUUGUAAUGUUAUUGAUUAUUAUUAUUAUGGUCAUUACCACCAUUACAAUUACAUUAACGAAGCAGUCGUCUACUAAAUCCGUCACAAACACAUAAGGUUACCUUUUUCAGUUCUUUCAUUUCGAAAAAGAAACAUACCGGAAGAUACUUAUUUUCUUCUUCAAAUACACAGGAUCCCAUCGUAUCAGUAGUGGAAAGGUUGUUGCAUAGUUUGAUAACAUCUAUUAAGAACUGUCAUUUUACAAGUAUUUCUGUAAAGUGUACAUUAGUGAAUGCUUACUAUCGAUCCUAUUGUUGUUCAUCCAGAAGUAAUUAUUGAACAACAUUAACUGAUUACCCUGAACAUAUGAAUUAGUUUUUUUUUUUUGAUGGUAGAGUUACAGAAAUAACCUUUCAGUGUUAUUUAGUUUGCCUGUGAUAAUACGCAGCAAUACAAUUACGCAUAUUAGCACAAUUACAGCACUGAUAGUUCCUAAACCUAACAACUUUGAAAACAUGAAGUUCAGCAGAUUCAUAAAUGAGAGUUCGGCUGAAUGUUGUUUUUACAGCGUAAUAUCAAUCAUCCCCUAAUGUGAUGUAAAAAAGAACUUAUCUUUCAUUUGUCACUGCGUAUCUUGAUAUCACAGGUGAAUAGAAAAGAUUAUGCGUCACUGACUUCACUUUGUCUUGUCUAAUACAGCAGUGGAAAUCUGUGGUCCAUUAAUUGGAUCUCUACAUGUACUAACUUUUUUACUGAGCGCUAACCUUUUUGUUUAGGUUAUCAUCAUCAUUUGUGUGGUAAGCCUUCAUCGAUUAAGUGUGAAGAUAGUUAUUAUUUUCAUUUUAUUUCAUUCAACAGAAAUAAAUGAAAGAUUUGGAUGUAACUAUGUCCUACUUAAUCAAUAAUUAUGUAAACGUGUAUCAUGAAUAUGUACUAAGGCUAAUUUUAUUCAGAUGUAAUUCGUGGAUGAGAAUUUUCGCCUAACUGUGGAUAACUUAGUAACUGCCUACAUAUUGGAACGCGUAAAUUUGGUUGGAUUUGUCAAAGUUGCAUCUGAUUGAUAUUCUAGAGAUUUCGCAGUGAUUGAUUAGUCUACAAUUCUGACAAUUUCGUUUGCAGUCUUAAUGCUUUCACUGCUAAACUCUUUCUUGGCCUUCGUUCUAUCCUUUCAUUGUGUUGUGAAUAAAUAGAAAUAUAAUUAGUUAUUCCAAAGUUGAAACCAAUCGAUAUUAUCUGAACUCCACUUUACAUUGUUUUGCAUGCAGUUUUUGGCGAUUAAAUCUACAGUACAUGGAGAUCGCAGUAAUUCCAGUAAAUAUAAAAAUGAAAGUUUUGGGAUAUAGUUGUCAAAAAAAUAAGAAAAUUAUUGAUUUGACGGCAUCUGCUCAGUAGUUAGAAAUAAAGACUGCUAUUGACAACGAACUCAUUCUCUUCGAUGUAUAGUCAUGGACACGUGUUAUGUAUGCCUAUUCGCCGAUUGCCUCGUCACACGAUGUUGGCUGAAGUAGGUCCAGGAUGGAAAAAGGCCCGAGGUGGCCAGACUAAAACAUGGCACCAAUGUAUGAAGUCUCUGACUGUUUGUUUGAGCCAUGUGGGGCGAUUCAGACUAGGUGGUUGGGGUCGGUGGGAGAGAAACCGGUGGUUGGAGACUAGAUGAUAUGGCUCAGAACCGAUGUCAGUGGCACAGAUGUAUACACACUUUAUCCUCAUCUUAACGCUAUACCGAAUCUCACAAUUUCUCAUUCUUCCUUUCUCUCUAUUAGUACUAUAUAUCUCUUUUGACUGCUUUUUCUUUUCUUCAUCUUCCACUUUACUGCUUAUUACUUGAUGUACUGAUAUGAGGUGUAGCAACUCGGACCGUUAUGCAGUAAUGCCUGGUCUUAGGUUGAUCUGAAUGUAACAUAUAGUGGAAAGCGCAAUAAUUUCCGCCCAAUCUUCAAAAACUGCAUAGUGAAAGAAAAGUUACGCAGUAUAUUUUAAGGAAGAUACGUACAAACAAAUGUUUUUUGUUUUACUGAACAUACUAAGAUUAUCUUGAAGCUUAUGUCUAUAAUGAUUCAAUAAACUGCGUUCUGGACAUUCGUAAUAGAUAUGGCCUAGAUGUUCUCCUUCAAAUUCACAGUUUCCUGUCAUGAAAAGAAUAGUGAUCUUGACUUAACAACUCUCAGUUUUUACAACUGCCUUCAGUUUCUUAUUUGUUCUAAUAUACUACGCGGAGAUAACACAUGUGAAAAUACACCUUAUACGAUUUACUAUCAGUUUAUUGACUGCACCUAGGACAGAAAAGUCCCACCUAUUAUUUAUUUUGCGAAAGACAGUGUUUAACAAAUUUUCCAGAAGUUCAUUACUUUCGUGUACAAUACGCCAGACAGAUGAGUCUGCAUCCCAAUGAGCAACUUUUUGUUCCAAGUAAAAUUGUUGAUAAACAUUCACAGAUGUAAUGGUAUUUUCGUCCAAUGUUUAUAGCACCUCAAUAAAUUCAUUUGCACUUCAAAAAAAAACCACUUAAGGAAACCUAGCUGUUAGGUUUAUGUAGGUUAAAGGAAGCCAAACUAUAACUCAGUUUCAAAACACCUUAGAAAUCGGUAAACCUAGUAUUACUCUCAUUCAUUUCUGCGUAUCAGUGAUAUCAUUCUGAAAAACAAGACUAUAACAAAUAGUGUCAUCAAUAAUUUCGAUAACAUUCAUAAAGUUAAUAUAUAUCACACUUGCUGAUAUCUAGUUGAAUAUUGUUUUAGUAGAUAGACUGAGUAAAAGUUCAUCUUCUAAAAAGAAAGACUUGUAUUCAAGACAAGUAUAUUUUGUCACUGAUUCCAAUAUUUUAUUUUAUUCUUUUUUAGUUGAACAGUAUAUCCACUUCUGUCUUAAAUAAUGCUUUGAUUCUAGUAUUACUUUUAGGUAGAAAUUCGUAUACCACGUAUCUAGUUUCGUUGAAUCUUUCGAAUUAUUUCUACCUGUAGCGCUUUAUUUUUGCGUAAGCUAGAUUUACCUCACCUGUCGUAAUCUGAUUUCAGCAUUUGGGAAAUACCUCUGAUAACUGCCAUUUAUCAAGUUUACACGACAGAAAAUUGUUCGCCUUACUAUUAUUUACUUCGGUACACCAUGAGAAGUGUUUUUAAACAGAAGGAUAAUUGUAGCUUAUUGUAUGAAAUUUCAAGUAUCUAAUCCAUAUCCAUGGUUGGUAUACGUAUAUGAUAAUAAGCCAGUUGUUUUGGUAAACAUUUACAGAGUACAAGACAUUGAACUUAUCUUUAUGACUUGAUAAGGAUUUUUCGUACAUUAUCUUUUUUUCAAUAAAUCCCGUUCGUUAGGAUACAAUCAUUCUUUGUCUUAGUGUUAACAGAAUUGCAAUAUGGUGGUAUUCUUUCUUCUUUUUUUACUAGCUCUUUACUACCAUUAAAAGAGCAUUCGUUAAACGUUUUUUUCCGUUUUAAUUGGUUUUUUUCAUCACUAUGAUAAUGUUUAUAACGUGUCAACUUAUAACAAUACACAGUUGUACCACAUGGU
Heterobilharzia americana is the source of this 7188-nucleotide messenger RNA. The record is from the annotation of a GenBank genome assembly. NCBI's taxonomy places the organism in Eukaryota, Metazoa, Platyhelminthes, Trematoda, Strigeidida, Schistosomatidae.